UUAGACUCCCGUCUUCAGGCUUCCGUCUCCAGUCUUCAGAUUCCAGAAGCCAGUCCAAGAGAGGAGGAGGAGGAGGAGGAGCAGGAGGAGGAAGACGAGGAGGAGGAGGCCACGGACCCACUCAUCAUCCAAGCCCAGACUUGCUCUUCGGUCCGCUAGUCCAAGUGUGAGGUCAUCCCCAGAAGCACCCACGGACAUCAGGGACAUCACGGACCUGCCCCACCCCCAGUGGACGACGCAUCCGGAGUCGUUUCUUUGAGGGUUCAGGCAAGGACGGCUAGAGAACUCCUUGGUUCAGGCUAGCAGACAAGGGGUCGACAUCGUGUUCAUGUCUCGAUUGGGUGGAGGAAGCUCUGGGUUUGGGGGUGGGCGGUUCCGUCGAUUCAGCGGUCGCCAUGGGGGUCAUGAGGAGGAAUCGGAGCCUUCCUCCUCAUCAUCUGGGUCUUCUUUGGCCGGAGCCACGUCUCUGAUGGGUCCUAGGAUGGGAGGGGGCUUGGGACCCAAUGGGUACUCGGUUGUUCGACCAGAUAUGGCGUACUAUUGCUUUGAUGUGCUGUAUUCCCAUCUGUAUCACAUGGACCCGCCGAGGACGCCAUCCUUUCCCAAUGAUUUCUAUCCUUUGUUUGUCACCUGGAAGAUUGGUAAGGACAAGAAACUCCGAGGAUGCAUUGGCACUUUCAAUGAAAUGGAGCUCCAUGAAGGACUCAGAGAAUAUGCGGUCACCAGCGCCUUGAAGGACUCUCGUUUCAAUCCGGUGACCCGUGACGAACUACCUCGACUACACGUCUCCGUGUCCAUUCUCUGUCACUUUGAGGACGGCGAUAACUUCCUGGAUUGGGAAAUCGGCGUACAUGGCAUUCGGAUUGAGUUCUACACAGAACGUGGGAGCAAGAAGAAAACCGCUACCUACCUGCCGGAUGUCCCACCAGAACAGGGUUGGGACAAAAUCCAGACCAUUGAUAGCCUCCUCCGCAAGGGUGGCUUCAAAGGCACUGUCACUCCAGAAGUGCGCCAGUCAUUACGCUUGGUCCGAUAUCAGUCUGAGAAGAUCAGUGUGGCCUACCCGGAGUAUUUAUCCCACUGUCGUCAGCGAGGUCAUGGUGAGCACUGACCUUGGCUUUCAGCCCAAGAAUCUGCGCAAGCUGUGGAAAUCCCAGAGAAGGAAGGAGAGAUGGUGGUGAAGAAGAGGACAAAUGAUAGCACCCAUGAGAUCAAUUACGGUGAGAGGAGUGACAACGGAUGCCCCUUUGAUAAAGGGGGAUUGACGGGCUGCAACUUGCCAGUCUUGUUGGGACAAACUGCCAUUGACUAUCUUGUUUACCUCAAGGAUGAUCUGAAUGACUUACUUCAAUGGUAGCCGCUCACACUUGUGAUGACAAUAGAUUACAAGAAAUCAACCAGUUCCAUCUUCAAAGAACCCUACUUGAUCCAUAUUCAUCCAGAGAUCAUUACACUGUGGUGGUGUUGUUUCCCCAUGAAACUUUUGAUGGCCUCAUGGUUUCAAUUUAGAUUUAAAAAAGAAAACAUCUCCCUCAUUCUGUAACUAUUUGCAAAAAAAGCGGUCAAUUUUUAAAAAUCACUGUCACUAAUAGCACCACCAAUAGUAGUGAGGUCAAGAGAACCAUAUUUUGUAUGUCUCUUUUGUGAUAGCUUCUGGCUUAACUCCUCAAUUAUCAAAGUAUAUUUGAAAGCCCCUAAUGUUUAAAUCCAAUUAUUUGGUGUGCCUGUCUAUUUAAUUGUAUAGUUUAGUACAUGUUUAAGCUAAACGACCUCUUUCAUUGUUUUAGUACAAUUUUCUUGCUUUUGUAAAGAGAUUCGUAUAAUUCCACAUUAUACUAAAUUUGAGAAUGAUUUUGCUUAAUAAAAAUCUUCUUAACACACGUUA
Messenger RNA from Tigriopus californicus, 1885 nucleotides. RefSeq lists its product as uncharacterized. The record is from RefSeq and is a predicted model, not a curated record. The coding region runs from base 329 to 1111 and encodes 260 amino acids. NCBI's taxonomy places the organism in Eukaryota, Metazoa, Arthropoda, Copepoda, Harpacticoida, Harpacticidae. The transcript has 4 exons.